This is a messenger RNA of Exophiala viscosa, 1661 nucleotides long. Its product is annotated as putative exopolygalacturonase precursor. Gene Ontology annotation, molecular function: polygalacturonase activity. Lineage: Eukaryota; Fungi; Ascomycota; Eurotiomycetes; Chaetothyriales; Herpotrichiellaceae. The transcript is spliced from 4 exons. Gene Ontology annotation, biological process: carbohydrate metabolic process. The record is from RefSeq and is a predicted model, not a curated record. The coding region runs from base 151 to 1368 and encodes 405 amino acids.
AACGGGACCUCUUGCUAUGUCUAUCCAGAGUCCUUGACACAUUUUGGGCAACCAGUCGACGACACGCCAUCCAUCCUGCAGGCUUUCGAGCUCUGUGGCACUAAUGGGUCGGUGAUUCUGACAAACAACACUUUCUACGUCAACCAGGUAAUGAACACGACUGGACUGACAAACUGCAACGUUGAACUCCAUGGCGAGAUGGUAUGGAGCACCAAUAUCCCUUACUGGUUAGGCCAUAGCUACUCAGUAGUCUAUGCCAAUUUGUCAACAGCAUGGUUCUUUGGUGGGGAGAAUGUGACCUUCAAAGGCUUUGGCACUGGGAGAUUCAAUGGCAAUGGCCAAGCAUGGUACGAUGAAAACCGCAAUAACAGCAAUCAACCAGGCCGGCCCAUCGCGUUCACGAUUCUGAAUACCCAGAAUCUUUGGAUGGACGGCGUAACGUGGAGUCAAGCACAGUUUUGGCAUUCUUUCAUCUCUCACUCGCAGAAUGUGACGAUGUCAAAUAUCUACAUGAACUCCACUAGCAACGACGAAUGGUUCACUGUCAACACCGACGGCACGGAUACCUGGAAUUCUCAAGAUGUCUUCUUCUACAAUUGGACUGUUCAAGGAGGUGAUGACUGCAUCGCCAUGAAAGGCAAUAGCACAAACAUCAUAUCGAAGAACAUCACCUGCUAUCGUACGCAUGGCAUGCCGAUUGGCUCUGUGGGCCAGGAUCCGACUCAUCCGGACUUCGUGCAAGACAUAGUCUAUGAGGAUGUCCAUCUCAUCAACUCGACGAACGGUGCCUGGAUCAAAGCCUGGCAAGGUCAAUCAUCAUCCGUCAGCAGUAAUGGAGACUCAGGUGGCGGUGGUGGCGGCUUCAUCAACAACGUCACCUACCGGAAUUUCAAACUUGAGAACGUGGGUCAACCUAUCAGCAUAACUCAGUGCGUUUACGGAAGCGACCCCAGCGUCUGCGAUACCAGCAAGCUACAAAUCUCCAAUGUGACCUGGGAGAACAUCACGGGGACAUCUCACUUUGACGUCGGUUCGAUCAUCCACUGCUCUCCGCUGGUGCCAUGUCCAGGCAUGAAGUUCAUCGAUGUCAACAUCACCACCGUCAAUGCAUCGCUGGGAAGGCCAAGCUUACCUCAGGUGAAUCUUUGCGCCAACAUGAUCGAUCAGAAUGCGACCGGCACCCUGGCGACUGACAUUCCUUGUGAUGGGUUUGCUCCAAAUGAUAUGCCGAAUGUACUUUACCGCAACUGGCCAGAGCUUCUGACGGAGGUCAUACUCAGUGUCACGGUCCCCACGGCUCAACGGGAUAAUUGUUUGCAUCCAGGACCUGAUCCAGCGGCCGCUGGUUGCGCUCCGCCACCGUACUAGAAUGCUUGACGGGAAAGAAGUUGAGCUGAGAUGUUGCGAACACUGUACUAACUACUAGCCUUACCAAGCAAAGAUCCGAAUGCUGGCAGUUCCGUUCGCUGAUGAUCGUCAUCACCGUAGUACUUAGCCAGCCGCUAUAAGUCCCACUUACACUCUGAGCAGUACAGAGUCAAUCUAACAGAUUGAAACGUUUGCGGGAUCAUGUGCCUCCUUACGGAAGCCGGUAGUGAUCAAUCACGACUGACCAGACGACAUGUCAUGCUUUCACCGGCGACAUCAUGAGAAUGGAAACG